AUGAAGACCCUGAUGCGCCACGGUCUGGCUGUGUGCUUGGCGCUCACCACCAUGUGCACCAGCUUGUUGCUCGUGUACAGCAGCCUCGGCGGCCAGAGGGAGCGGCCCCCGCAGCGGCGGCAGCAGCAGCAGCAGCAGCAGCAGCAGCAGGAGGCAGCCGGCAGCGCGCCCCCGGCGGCGGACAGCAGCCCCCCCCCCCGGGCCCCGGCCCCGGCCCCCGCCGCGCCGCGGCCGCUGGACGGAUACCUCGGCGUGAGGGACCGCAAGCCCCUGAAAAUGCACUGCAGGGACUGUGCCCUGGUGACCAGCUCGGGGCACCUGCUGCGCAGCCGGCAAGGCCCCCAGAUAGACCAGACCGAGUGCGUCAUCCGCAUGAAUGACGCCCCGACCCGUGGCUACGGGCGCGACGUGGGCAACCGCACCAGCCUGCGGGUCAUCGCGCAUUCCAGCAUCCAGAGGAUCCUCCGCAACCGCCACGACCUGCUCAACGUGAGCCAGGGCACCGUGUUCAUCUUCUGGGGCCCCAGCAGCUACAUGCGGCGCGACGGCAAGGGCCAGGUCUACAACAACCUGCAGCUCCUGAGCCAGGUGCUGCCCCGGCUGAAGGCCUUUAUGACCACGCGCCACAAGAUGCUGCACUUCGACGAGCUCUUCAAGCAGGAGACAGGAAAAGACAGGAAGAUCUCUAACACUUGGCUCAGCACUGGCUGGUUCACCAUGACAAUUGCACUGGAGCUGUGUGACAGGAUCAAUGUUUAUGGCAUGGUGCCCCCCGACUUCUGCAGGGACCCCAAUCACCCUUCAGUACCUUAUCACUAUUAUGAACCUUUCGGACCUGAUGAAUGUACAAUGUACCUCUCCCACGAGCGAGGACGGAAGGGCAGUCAUCACCGCUUCAUCACGGAGAAACGCGUCUUUAAGAACUGGGCACGGACAUUCAACAUUCACUUUUUUCAACCAGACUGGAAACCAGAGUCACUUGCUAUAAAGCAUCCUGAGAAUAAACCUGUCUUCUGAGCAAUGCGUGUGCCAGACCGAAAUCCCACGUACCUACUGUAUCAGACGCCAGGGCACUGGACGUCCUGAGCCACCAGACACAAAAGAGGGACCAGACUGGAAGCAGGAAACUCCUCAGUAAGCAACAUGUACAGAUGCCUGUGAGGCGUGACUACAAAGCAGUGCGGUUGGUGUGUAAGGAGAAAAUUCAAGAAUUAGUAUGUCCCCAUGAGUGUCAUUCCUCUCAAAAGGGACCUUCGGAGCUAAACACUCAUUUCAAUGCUGCUGCCAUGGCUAAAAGAACAUUCUGGAUCUCUUUAAGUAUUGCCUUCAAAACCGAAACACGAGCAACUCAACGUUAGUUGUGUUCCUUUAUAGAAAUACCACAUCGAAAGACAGUUUUCUAUCAAGUUGUAUCCUAACCUGAUCUAUAAUCUUUGUCAUCCGUUGGGCUCUGUAUGUGUGAUUUGUAAAAAGCAGUCCGAACGUCUGGACAUGAUUUCUGAAGAGCACAUCUCCACUGACUUUCAUAAAGCAAAUGCCCACUAUUUAUUUAUUAAGAGUUUUUUAGUGUACUCUAGGCCAGUAUUUUUAUAGAUGUUGAUUAUGUGCUAAUCUUUCCUUCUUAGCUCUUUAACCCUGAAUGAUGGUCGGAAAACACCUAGUGAUGGGGCUGAUGAGUGACUACGCUCACGAUGCUCAUUGUUAGCAUGUGGUUGGCUUGGAAAUGUGGCAUUGCAUUUUUUGAACCCUUAGGCUUCAAGAAUAGCUGUGACAUUUUCUAACGUAAAAUGCUCCAGAUGACAAAACUGAUAACCAAAAACGGUGUUAUUACAACAAAAAGAUACAUCUUCAGUAA
Messenger RNA from Canis lupus familiaris (dog), 1855 nucleotides. RefSeq names its product ST6 N-acetylgalactosaminide alpha-2,6-sialyltransferase 5 (gene ST6GALNAC5). The coding region runs from base 1 to 1017 and encodes 338 amino acids. Gene Ontology annotation, biological process: oligosaccharide metabolic process; ganglioside biosynthetic process. Gene Ontology annotation, molecular function: alpha-N-acetylgalactosaminide alpha-2,6-sialyltransferase activity. NCBI's taxonomy places the organism in Eukaryota, Metazoa, Chordata, Mammalia, Carnivora, Canidae. The transcript has 5 exons. The record is from RefSeq and is a predicted model, not a curated record.